AAAAGGGUCACAGUCUGAGAUAACCAAGCGAAAGUGAGGACGAGAUUUCCCCUGUGGGAAUUCACAGCUGUAACGACCCGCGACAGCAACUUGAGAAAAAGCAUAUCAUGUUGGAAGCCAUAGUAGCAUCCCAAGAGCAUGAAGCUUUCCACGUAGCAGCAGCCAAUACAGAAAGAACGGAAAGAACGGAAGGCCUUGGCAUUUGGGUGAUCUCCCCCUAAAUAGCUGCAAAGUAAAAGAAAAAUAGAAAAGAAAAAUAGACAUAUUUGAGGGAUGGAGGGGCGAGCAGUAGAGAAAUAAUGAAGAAAAUGUUGUUGUGAAGAGGGGAUGGACAAGUCGUGGAGCUUCGCACCAAGAAAGAGUAACGUUGGGAGCGUUCUGGAGGAUGUGGAUGUUCCAGAUUGCGUUGGCGUGUUGCCCAAAUUGCUGGAUAAAUACGAGAGUGGGAGAAGCAAGUUUGGGGAGGAGGCAGAGGAUGACAAAUCCUUUCUGGAUGCACUCCAAGCCAUCUCCAAACUCUGUCUCUGUGAUACCAGUUUGAGUGCCUUGGACGCCCAAGAAAAAGCCAUGUCUUUCUUGGAGACGGAGCUGUGCCUUCUUCUCGACCAUCCCAAAUCCAAAACACCCAAGAAAUCAUUCUCCUUUGGUUCCCAUCCUUCGCAUGAUUCCCCCGUUCCCGAUAACGACUCCCCCAAGCUACCACCCCAGGAUCACCAUGAUCAUCAUGCGAACGAGGACUUCCCACCUAAUUUCUCCGCACAAAAGCGUUCCGUUCUUAAAAAGAUCGCCUCUGCCAUGAUCGCCGCCGGCUAUCAAACAGAGUGCUGCAUGGCUUUCGCCGCCUUCAGGCGAACUGCUUUCAAAACAGCCCUCCAAAGAUUCGGAUACCGGAGCGUCAGAAUGGAAGAUGUCUAUAAAAUGCAGUGGGAAUCGCUGGAAGGAGAAAUUGCCACGUGGAACAAAGUGGUUGGGCAUUCCACCACCGUCCUCUUUAGCGCCGAACGAAGGCUCUAUGACUCAGUCUUCCACGACCACCCCUCCAUAUCUCAGAACCUUUUCAGCGAUCUUGUUCGGGCUGUCAUCGUCCAUUUACUGAAUUUCGUACACGGCGCCGUUUUAACGAAGCAAUCAGCGGAGAAGCUGUUCAAAUUCCUGGAUAUGUACGAGACCCUGAGGGACGUGGAGCCUGCCAUUACUGGCGCUUCGUAUUCGGAGCAGUGUGCGAAGGAGUUGGCGUAUGAGGUGGCGACGGCGAAGGAUAGGGUAGCGGAGGCUGUGGUGGGCAUGUUCUGUGAUUUGGAGAAUUCCAUUAAGAGCGACAACCAAAGGAUUCCUGUCCCCAACGGCGCAGUUCACCCGUUGACUCGUUAUGUGAUGAAUUAUCUUGAAUAUGCAUGCGAAUACAAAGACACGUCGGAGCAGGUGUUUGAGCGAUGUGUGGGUGUUAAGGGGAUUGGGAUUGGAAUUGAAAGCCAUAAAUCCAUAGACGAGGAGGGCGAUGAUGGGACGGGCAAUAAAUCGGCUUUUGCGCUUCAAUUUAAGACAGUGAUGGAGCUCUUGGAUGCAAAUGUUGAGAGGAAGUCGAGGUUGUAUAAGGAUCCGGCUUUGCGCUAUGUUUUCCUAAUGAACAAUGGGAGAUACAUAGUGCAGAAAAUGAAAGGAUGCGCGGAGCUUCACAAAUUGAUGGGUGACAAUUGGUGCAGGAGAAGGCAAUCGAGGUUGAGGUUGUACCAUAAAUGUUAUCAGAGGGAGACUUGGAGUAAGGUGUUGCAGUGCCUUAACCCGGAGGGUCUAAAAGGGAAUGGGAACAAGGUUUCUAAACAGCUUCUCAAGGAGAGGUUUAAGAGCUUCAACUCCAUGUUUGAAGAUAUACACAAGAAGCAGCGUACGUGGAUGGUCAGUGACGAGCAACUUCAAUCCGAACUCAGGGUUUCCAUAACGGCUUUGGUCAUCCCUGCCUACCGUUCCUUCGUUGGAAGAUUCAAACACCAUCUUGAAUCACCUAGACAUGUUGACAAGUAUAUCAAGUAUCAUCCCGACGACAUUGAGAUUUUCAUUCACCAUUUUUUUGAUGGUAAUGCUCCCUCCAUCCCCCGAAAGAGGACGUGAUCCAUUUCUUCAUUUAGCUUUCCUUCUUCCGUUUCAUUUUUCACUCUCAAUCUGUAUAUAUCCUUUUUUUAUGUACAUAAUAAUGUUAAGCAAUCC
Molecule: messenger RNA, 2205 nt
Organism: Abrus precatorius (Indian licorice)
Lineage: Eukaryota; Viridiplantae; Streptophyta; Magnoliopsida; Fabales; Fabaceae
Product: exocyst complex component EXO70B1
Exons: 1
Coding region: 328-2109 (593 amino acids)
Biological process (GO): exocytosis
Cellular component (GO): exocyst
Molecular function (GO): phosphatidylinositol-4,5-bisphosphate binding
Source: RefSeq, a predicted model, not a curated record